Molecule: messenger RNA, 2499 nt
Organism: Gigantopelta aegis
Lineage: Eukaryota; Metazoa; Mollusca; Gastropoda; Neomphalida; Peltospiridae
Exons: 17
Coding region: 1-2499 (832 amino acids)
Source: RefSeq, a predicted model, not a curated record
AUGAAAACCGGUAUAAACGCAGAAAAGUUAAUACAAAUGGAUUGUCAGUAUGUCCUGGAGGAUGGUCAGAACUACAGCAUUGGGGGCACGUUCGCCUGGCUGUACUCGGCCCCUACGUUUUUCUUCGCCAACAACAAACUGUAUUCGACCGAGGACGGCUCGCUGACCAGUGACAAGGAGACGACUAUGACGAGUGGUAUGGACAAACUCGGGCCUUGGCAGAGUAUAUCAAUACAUUACUCCGCUGGAAGUUCGAAGAUAAUCGCCACCAUGAAAACCUACCAGACACCACUGCUUCCGUUGAUAAUAUUUCGUCAGACCUACGUUAAUGGAGCUAACGCCACGAGAGCUGGGACAACCAAUCAGACAAUUGGCGGCUAUCCCAGUUUCCUGGUACAGGAAGCAAACAUCACACUGGGUUAUCUUUCCUUUGGUGGUGACAUGUUCGGUGACAUAAGUAAACGGAUGGGCAUCUGGAAGCCAGGGACGGACCUCAGAGACGGUAUGACCGGGUCGGGCCCGCUCGCUGUGUUUGACGAGGAAGGACGAACUCUGGUGUUUGUUCCUCUGAAAAACUUCAUGUCAGCGUCCAUGUGGCAUGACCAGACGACUUCCUGUGUGAGCUGGGGAAUUAUGGGAGGUGUAGACAGCGUGCCCGCGGGAUUUGAACACGAAACGCUCGUUUACUACAGCCCAGAUGGUAUCAAUGAGGCGUUUCGAGAUUUGGGUUACAUCAUGCGUUUCCUGUACCGAAAGACAUCGUAUUUUCGACAGUUAGACUUGUCUCUGAAUUACUUAGGAUACUGGACUGACAACGGUGCAUACUAUUAUUACAACACUGAAGCCAACAAGACUUAUGAAGAAACAAUUAUAGACAUCAAGACUUACACUGACCAAAUUAACCUGCCAAUCAAAUAUUUUCAGGUAGACUCCUGGUGGUACUACAAAGGACCUAACAAUGGCGUCACUCUUUGGGAACCAAUGCCAGAAGUGUUUCCACGUGGUUUAAAAUUUUUACAGAAGAAGCUUGGUGUUCCGAUAGUAGCACAUAACAGAUACUGGUCCACAGAAUCCAACUACUCUAAAGUUAAUGGUGGGAAUUUUACGUUUAUCGAGGGGAAACGGAUGUCCCUUCCAAAUGACCCGACUUUUUGGAAUUACUUACUGGGUCGUGGCAAGCAAUGGGAUUUAAUCGUGUACGAACAGGACUGGCUAAACGUGCAGCUGCUAGGUCUGGCUGAUCUACAGACAAAUCUUAAUCUGGGACGAAACUGGCUCCAGAGGAUGGCGGAAGCAGCCGAAUGGCACGAUUUGCGGAUACAGUACUGUAUGGCUUUGAGUAGACAUGCCUUGCAGAGCAUCGAGUUUCCCGUCGUUACCCAGGCUCGUGUCUCCACUGACUACCAUCUCCGGGACGACCAAUGGAAGAUCGGCAUCACCUCGAUAUUUGCCGACGCCAUGGGUGUGGCUCCGUCCAAGGACACUUUCUGGACGACCUCGGACCAGCCGGGAAAUCCGUUUUUUCCAGAUAAAACGGAACUGUUUCCGGAAAUCGAGACUCUAGUAGCUGUGUUGAGCACUGGGCCCGUGGGACCUGGGGACAUGAUAAAUGGGACAGAUAGGUCCUUACUUAUGAAGUGUUGUAAUGAAAAUGGACUCAUACUGAAACCAUCAAAACCAGCGACUGCCAUCAAUGCGCAGAUUAUGGAGGCUGCCUUCAACAACGGGCGCGGCACAACCGGAGAGGUAUGGUCGACGUACUGUGAUUUAGAAGAUGUCAGAUUUGGAAUUAUAUUCGCCACCAGCAUGUCCGCACCAUACAACCUGACGUGGAAAGGAGCCGGUUUUCGACAAGACCAUUCAAAGUUUGAGAAAAAUAAAUUGUAUUCCGCUCACAACACCAGUUGGCUUGUCGACUUUGAUGAAGAACAUUCUUUCGUGUUACACGACUGCAGUCUCCAGACACCCCCCUACUACUGCCUGUUUUACACGUCACCGGUUAUAGAAGUGGGUGGGAAAAAGAUCGUCUUGCUAGGAGAUUUGACCAAAUUUGUUCCGAUGUCCAGCCAAAGGAUAUUCAAGUUAUGGCUGACAUUGACCACGGUCGCCGUCACGCUGAAGGGGAAAGUAAACGAGAUGGUUCAUUUCUCAUACUACAUCGACGACGUCCGGGCAGACGUGAACAAAACAGCAGACAGCAAGGAAUGUGCUACCUUCGUCUUAUACACAACGACACCCUCACCAGCGUCGCCGACCGCCAUUCCACCAUACCUGGACUGCACCAUACCAACAGUGCAGACCACGACUACAGCAGCAACCACUAUUAUAACUACGGCAAAAGCAACGACAACGACAUCCACCACGUCGCCAGUGACGACCAAUCAGAGUGACAGAACACGCCAGACAACCGGGACGUCUGCAGCCUAUAAAACAAUCACGUCUGGUUUUCUCUGCAUCACAGCGGUAUUAAUUAGCAAUGUUCUUAGUGUGACAAAUUAA